Penicillium bovifimosum is the source of this 699-nucleotide messenger RNA. RefSeq names its product superoxide dismutase. The transcript has 2 exons. Bases 1 to 699 code for a protein of 232 amino acids. Gene Ontology annotation, molecular function: superoxide dismutase activity; metal ion binding. The record is from RefSeq and is a predicted model, not a curated record. Gene Ontology annotation, cellular component: mitochondrion. Lineage: Eukaryota; Fungi; Ascomycota; Eurotiomycetes; Eurotiales; Aspergillaceae. Gene Ontology annotation, biological process: superoxide metabolic process.
AUGGCUUCUCAGGCUACACACACUCUUCCUCCCCUUCCCUAUGCCUAUGAUGUAAGCUACACCCCAGCACCCGAUAGACAGACAGCCCUCAUCGUCGAUACUAACAACCCUCAGGCACUGGAACCCGUGAUCUCCAAGCAAAUCAUGGAGCUGCACCACCAAAAGCAUCAUCAGACAUACAUCAACAACCUUAACGCAGCCCUCUCCGCUCAAUCCUCUGCAACCCAGUCCAACAACGUCCCGUCUCUGAUUGCAUUGCAGCAAAAGAUCCGAUUCAACGGCGGUGGUCAUAUCAACCAUUCUCUCUUCUGGAAGAACCUGACUCCCCCAGGCACACCUGGAACUGACAUUGGCGGUGCGCCUGCUCUGCGCGAAGCCAUUCUCGCUCGCUGGGGCUCGCAUGAGCAGUUUAUCAAGGCGUUUAACGCUGAGCUGCUGGGUAUCCAGGGUAGUGGGUGGGGAUGGCUGGUGAGCAAGGGUGGUGCCAAGGGACGACUUGAUAUCGUUACGACCAAGGAUCAGGACCCUGUCAAUGCGCCCGAUGUGCCGGUCUUUGGUGUGGAUAUGUGGGAGCAUGCUUAUUACCUGCAGUAUCUGAGCAACAAGGCGGGCUAUGUCGAGGGAAUUUGGAAAAUCAUUAACUGGGCAGAGGCGGAGAAACGAUACACUGCUGGCGUGGAGAACCCGCUGAAGCUGUGA